AUGGAUGGAAUAUUAACGGGCAGCUCAGCGAAACCCGACCCGCAGCACUUGCCUAGGCCCCUCAAGAAGGAGGAAGAUGAUGAGCUUACUGCUGCUAGAUUAGUCGCCGAAGAUUGGGAGGUCAUUAAAUGGCUGCUCGACCACGGAGCGAACCCGAACGCGGCCUGUCGCUUGGAUCUCACUCCAAUGUCUUUCGCCGUUCAAAAUGCUUCCCUUCAAACUAUCAGCCUUUUAUUUGGCCGAGCAGGCGAUAUUAAAAGCGGACAAUUGAUCCACCACGCCAUUGAGCGGGAUGAGAACGUCAUCGAGGUGCUAAAUCAGCUCUUGCAGAAGGGCGCGCGCGUGAACGCAGUGAUGAAUGAGAAUCAUCAGCCCUCAUGGAAUUUACAAUAUUUCAAGGGGAUCGGCACUGCUCUGCACAGAGCUGCAGAGCUAGGAAAGGCGGAUGUAGCAGGCUAUCUCGUCCAGAAUGGGGCUGCUCACUCCCUUCAAGACUCAAAAAGACGGACAGCGCUUGAUUACGCAAGACGCUACAAUCAUCCUGAAAUUAUCGAGUUACUCCAAUCUUCGUAA
Messenger RNA from Venustampulla echinocandica, 573 nucleotides. RefSeq lists its product as uncharacterized. Gene Ontology annotation, molecular function: protein binding. The transcript has a single exon. Lineage: Eukaryota; Fungi; Ascomycota; Leotiomycetes; Helotiales; Pleuroascaceae. Bases 1 to 573 code for a protein of 190 amino acids. The record is from RefSeq and is a predicted model, not a curated record.